UGGAAGUAGUAAGACGCACGUGCAACGUGACAGUGUGCCCACGAAAUUAUUUUUUGAGUCUGUUUCUUUUUUUGGCGACCGUACUGUGUCAAGGUGUGGCCUUUCAAGACCACGGGAUCUUACGUCCCUUCACGCCUCACUCGGCGGCUAGUAUACAAUAUUUCUACACCGUAUGGGUGUACGAUCACAAAGGUUUGGUCAAGACCAUUCGGGAUCUUACGUCUCUUCACGCCUCACUCGGCGGUUAGUAUACAAUAUUUCUACACCGUAUGGGUGUACGAUCACAAAGGUUUGAUCAAGACCAUUCGGGAAUUACUUCCCUUCUCGCCUCACUCGGCGAUUAGUAUACAAUAUUUCUACACCGUAUGGGUGUACUAUUCAAGGAGUUAUUUAUUUUAUUCCAACGAGGACUAUAAGUGUGCGGUAUAACAUACACAAUUUGCUCAAACAUUUUGGUCCUUCGAGCCGGAUCUGGGAGACAUCAUGAGGCUCUCCCAUGUUGAAGCUCGUCUUGAGCAACUAGUGGAGACAUCGGUUUUGAUUUCAACAGCAUUUGACAAUUUUGCGAAGAAUAAUUCAACCAGUAACACGAACAUAAGAUCCACUAUACGACUUGAAGCACUGAAAUCGGAGUGGCAGCGUUUUUCGAUCAUAAAUGAGGCGGUUUCAAUAGCCAUUGGACAAUUAAAGAAAGAUGAGAGACUCAAGAUAAAGAAACAUACAUAUUUUACAACAAACUUAUACGCUCGCACGUAUGAGAACUACUUACUUAACCUCGAGAAGAUACAAUUCAUUCACGAAUCUGAUUACGGAACAGUUACUGAGUCUAUGUCUACUCCCUCCUUAAAUACAAUCACUUCGUCUAAUUCAGCAGCCUAUUUACAUCAAGCAAGACUUCCACGCACAGAUUUACCUAAAUUCAACGGUACGCCAUCAGAUUGGCUGUCAUUCAAGGAUCUGUUCUCUUCUUUAGUUUUGAGACAUCCCUCUUUAACAGCAGUCGAGAAGCUGCAAUACUUAAAGACAAGCCUGAUUGGCAAUGCAGCACAAUUGCUCAAGAAUACUACACUUACAGCAGAUAACUUUGAACGAGCAUGGUCAGAACUGGAAUCUUAUUACGACAACAACCGAAUAUUGGUAAAUGCGGCUCUUCAAUCGUUACUGGAUCUCAAAAAGAUCUCCAAUGAAUCAGCACGUGAUUUAGAGCAAUUAUAUGCAAACGUCAAACAAAUAUAUAGAUCCUUAGAAGCUUUAAAGAGGCCAGUUACAGCGUGGGAUGAUUUUCUAGUAUUCAUCGUUUCACAAAAGCUAGAUACUGAGUCAGUAAAGGCCUGGGAGAAUCACAUAGGAGCUAAUAAGGAUCCGCCUUUAUGGCAUCAAUUUAUGGACUUCUUGAUAACGAGAUUGCGCUCUCUACGAGCAUUUGAGAAUUCGAGGUCAAGCAAGUCCAUGACACAACCUCGGGCUCAGACCAUAAAGGCACAUUAUCAAGGACAACCAGCAACUACCAAGUCCGGUAAUACAUUUUCUUAUGGCAUCUGUAAAGGGAACCAUACUACAACAACAUGUCCUCAGUAUGUUUCCAAAACACAACAGAAGCUUACUUUGAUCCGAAAACAUGGAUUGUGUUUUAAUUGUUUGAAACAACAUAAAAUUGCAAACUGCACUUCUACUAGAAGAUGUGUCAACUGUGGCAAAAAGCAUCAUACAUCGAUUCAUCAAGAAACAUCUAAAGCUGAUAAAUUGGAAGUCGACAAGAAUCCAGUCUCACAAACUACAGCUGAGAAACGAGCUACACAUUCAGAACCUCAUGUUUUGCAUUCAAAUAUAGCACAAAGAUCCUCCGAUCGUUUAACACUUCUGGCAACUGCUAAAGUCAUGAUAGUUAGACCAAACGGAGAUUCGUCAUUUACAAGAGCUCUAUUAGAUCAAGGUUCUGAAGUAUCGUUAAUUAUAGAAAGGUUGUCGCAACGACUUAGACUACCUCGUCAAAGGUCUUCGAUUCCUCUGGUGGGGAUUGGAGAACAACAAUCCAAUAAGACUAGAGGAAUAGUUCACUUUAAGUUGAAACCACAUUUUAACUCAACCUUCGAGUGUGUUAUAUCCGCUCAUGUAUUACCAACCAUUACCUCAUCAAUACCAACGACAGAGAUAUCAAACGAAACAUGGACUCAUCUUCAAAGGUUACAGCUAGCAGAUCCUCAGUAUUCAGUCCCUGGCUCAAUCGACAUUUUGUUAGGAGCUGACACUUAUAGUCAUCUGUUGACUGAAGGCAUUAUAAAGGAUAAGAUUAAUCUACCUGUAGCUCAAUCAACAUCUCUCGGUUGGAUCAUAUCUGGUCCAACCGGACAAACGACUCCUCGACAGUCACUACAAAGUUAUCACGUCAUCAAUCAUGAAGAGUUAUCUAACCUCAUGCAACGUUUCUGGGAGUUAGAAUCGAUUCCUACGAUUCAAACCUCAUCUUUAACACCUGAAGAGCAGGAUUGUGAGGAACAAUUCAAAACUACUCAUACACGAGACACUGAUGGUAGAUACGUCGUCAAAUUGCCUUUCAAGGAUGAUGUUAGUAAACUGGGAGACUCAAAAGGAAAGGCCAUACGUUUCUGUCAAAGACUUAUACAUCGUUGUUCCUCUGAUAAAACUUACGCUCAACUUUAUCAUGAGUUUCUAUCAGAAUAUAGACGAUUAGACCACAUGAGAUUAGUGCCGGAGUGUUUACCAGAACCUCCAGAGACUUUCUACCUCCCUCAUCAUGGAGUCUGGAAAGCAAACAGCUCAACGACUAAGUUAAGAGUCGUUUUCAAUGGCUCAAAUCCUUCUGCAUCAGGUACUUCUCUGAAUGAACUUUUACAUUCUGGUCCCAAGCUGCAAACAGAUACGAUUAAUGUACUCUUACACUUUCGGCAAUUCCAAUUUACAUUUACGGCAGAUAUAGAGAAAAUGUUUCGACAAAUUAAAGUUCACCCCAGUGACUGGAGGUUUCAACGUAUUAUUUGGAAGGAUCAAGGUAAUCAGUUUAUGACGUAUGAACUCACAACGGUUACCUAUGGUUUGGUGUGUGCUCCUUUCUUAGCUCUCAGAGUUCUACAACAACUUAUUUCCGAUGAAAGACAGCACUUUCCAGAAGCGGUUUUGACCAUGAUCAAGGGGAGAUAUGUUGACGAUGUGCUUGGAGGAGCGGACUCUAUAACAGAAGCUAUAUCCAUUGUGAACCAGCUAAACAAGCUCUGCAUGGCGGGCGGUUUCCCGCUUAAAAAGUGAAUCAGCGCUGAGCCUACGAUACUAGAUUCUAUUCCUUUGAAAGACCGUGCAGACUUUACUAAUUUACGAAUUAAUCAUGAUCUUGUCAUCAACUCUCUUGGUUUGCAAUGGCAUCCAUCAAGUGAUACUUUCGGGUUUUUCUUUGAUUCUCCUUCAACGGAUCGCGUCACUAAAAGAAGAGUUCUUUCUACCAUCGCCAAGAUAUUCGACCCACUAGGGUUUUUAUCUCCUGUUAUCAUAAAAGCCAAAAUUCUAAUUCAACGGUUGUGGACCUUAAAACUAGAAUGGGAUCAGCCGCUACCAGAUCACAUAUUAGAAGAAUGGAUUAACUUUAUAGAGGAUUGCCGUCAACUUUCUAAUCUCACGAUACCCAGUGCUCGGGAUGAGUACCUCGCUCCCAUGGGAACUUUAUGGU
Linepithema humile (Argentine ant) is the source of this 3679-nucleotide messenger RNA. RefSeq lists its product as uncharacterized. Gene Ontology annotation, molecular function: nucleic acid binding. Lineage: Eukaryota; Metazoa; Arthropoda; Insecta; Hymenoptera; Formicidae. The record is from RefSeq and is a predicted model, not a curated record. Gene Ontology annotation, biological process: DNA integration.